Molecule: messenger RNA, 4993 nt
Organism: Cherax quadricarinatus
Lineage: Eukaryota; Metazoa; Arthropoda; Malacostraca; Decapoda; Parastacidae
Source: RefSeq, a predicted model, not a curated record
UGCUUGAGAGAAUGAUGGUCAUGUUUGUAACCUGCUUGCUGAGGUCACCUGCUUAUUGAGGUCACCUGCUUGUUGAGGUCAUCACUCAGCAAGACGCGGCAUACAGGGCAGCUGACGUUAACACGCCCCCAACCACUCGUCAGAGAGGUCGGCUGAGGUCAUUACAUAUCACCAAGACGAGUCAGAGAGGUCAGAUGAGGUCAACACUUACUAUGACAAUGCUUUUAGUUCAGGUGUCAACAAAACACGACAAAUAUUGAGCGAGGAAAAUGUUAUUCUAAACACUCAAGGAAUUUCGCGAAACAGUGGCAACAACAGCCCAGUCCUUGGAAUCUCAAGACAAGAACACUUUUACUUCAUGUUUUGAAGCACUUAGAACAAUCCUAACAUCACAUACUUCAAAAUAAUAGCAAUUUGCACACCAGGAGUGAACCUAGUAGUGACCACCGAAGAGACGAAGGCCAAGAGUUGAGACACGACCCUUGCAACCACAUAUACGUGAGUACACACACAUGUCCAUCUACAACUCGGCCCUCUGGGAAUACCACUUGUGGUUCACUGGCUGAAGGAGGCACAGCAGAUGUGACAAGAUCAAAGCCAAGGAUGCACUGAGCAGCGUCACGGAUGCUUCGGACGACGAAGUUCCUAAUUAGCGAAACUUCCCAUUCACGAUCGAGGGAGAAGCUAAGUUUGGAUAAACAGAGAGGAAGAGUGAAAACUUAUCUUGCUGAGAAGUGGCCGAGAUAUUGAUAUUUGAUUGAUUUUUUUAUGGUGAAAGAAAUCAAAGUUUAAAUUAUGCUUAUAUAAUGAACGUAAGUCGAAAAUAUGGAUGUUUAUGUGCCGUAAAAAAAUGUUGAUAGCAAAUUAUGGAGAAAGAAGGACAAAUGCGGAAAAAAUGAUUUAAUAUUAAUGGUCACCGCAGAAGAGGUCGUCAGCUCAUCACCCGCAUCAGCACAACAGCCAACAUAACCUGAAAACCCUGCCAACACAGCUGCAACGACUACCACCCCUCUCACGACUACUUGUAACACAACUACCACCACCACCAAUACAGAAACCACACUACCAAUACAGAAACCCCACUACGGAUACAGAAACCACCCACACUACCAGUACAGAAACCAUUAUCAAAAAGUCAUUGCUACGACUAUCACACAAUCUAUCAUCACCACCUGUAAUUCUGAAUUAUUUCGUCUACCAUUUGUUCUCUGCCUGCUUGAGUCUAGCACCCCGGCACGUUCCCCGUCAUCACUCACAACACUCGUCUUACUGACGACGAUCCUUCAUGUGUAUCUUUUCAGCCUCACACUACCAUUUUGUGUGUUUGAAUUGCAGAUUUUUCAAUUGUUUUUCUUCACACUGAACCUCUUCCCAUCUUUGUCCUCUUGUUGUUUUUUCCUGCUCUUUAGUCCCUCGUAUUUUACACUGUCUUUGGAAAGACACUUCCUCUCAAAAAUGCGUAUUUCCUAUGGUCACCUUCACUCUAAACUCGCAGCCAAAAUAACUAGAGAUCGACACUUUAGCUAUUCAACACACAAACAAUUUGCCUACCACCUGUUGACCUGUAUUCAGCAGGUAUCUGGGUGCUAGUUGACUGUCGUGGGUCGCAUCCUAGGGAAAAGACCAGAGGAGCCUCAGUGGAUAUAAAAAACACAUCUAGGCGUAACUGCGGUCGACUAGGAGCCCUCCGGGGUUAAGUCGAAGUCUUCACGCAACCCGAGAAUCUUCGUCACUGAUGGAGGGGGCAGGUGGAGGUGCUGGUAAGGUGCUGGAAACGCUUUCUGCCAUCACUGCCUUCUUCAACACAACGAUCAGCUCCAUCAACCAUACCAGUGACAACUUCGACCUCGACUACCUCGACUAUGGCCUCACCUUCAACGCCUCCCACGGUAAUCUCACCGUCAACGAUUCCCGCAUCAACGCAACGGAGGAUAACCACACUUUCCUAUCCUCAGACUACUGCAGCACGGAGGGUUGGGACAACUUCCGCCAGAGUUACCAGGCUGUACACGGCUGUAUGUCACUGGUGGUGUGCGUGUUCGGCUCAGUGGCCAACGUGAUCAACAUGGCCGUGUUGACCCGACGAUCCAUGGUGUCACCUACUAACGCUAUCCUGACGGGGCUGGCGGUGACGGACCUGCUAGUGAUGGUGGAGUACAUUCCUUACACCAUGCACCAGUACAUGUGGCAGGGGCGCUCUCUCACGUCCAGGUACUCCUGGGGGUGGGCCGUCUUUGUCCUCUUCCAUGCACACUUCGCCCAGGUUUUUCAUACUAUUUCCAUCUGGCUGACUGUCACCCUGGCGGUCUGGCGCUACAUCGCUAUCGCCUUCCCUCAAAACAAUACCACCUGGUGCUCCAUGCAACGCACGCACGCCGUCAGCAUAGCCGCCUUCUUCUGCUCCGUCAUCUGCAACAUUCCCAACUACCUCAACUUCACCAUCAGUAAAAUAGACCACAAAGGACAUACACUUUACAUAGUAAAUUUCAGCCACUUGGCGCUGGCUCACGGCGGCUUUCUGAAGAGCAUCAACUUUUGGAUUUACGCUGUGAUGCUCAAACUCUUGCCAUGUGGAGCUCUCACUGGCCUCUCGUUUGCGCUAAUCCAGGAACUUCUGCGAGCUGCAAGACGCCGCGCACAACUUAUGAAAAACACAUCAGGACGUGGCGCAGACGCUGAGAAGCAAGCCGACAGAGUCACUAAAAUGCUGCUAGCCAUUCUUGUGCUCUUUCUGGCAUCUGAAUUUCCACAGGGGAUCCUGGGCUUGCUGACAGUAAUCCCAGACUCCGGCUUCUUCCCCUGUUACCAGAAGUUAGGCGAAAUCAUGGACAUGUUGGUACUCUUCAACAGUGCUAUCAACUUCCUGUUGUACUGCGCCAUGAGCCAGCAGUUCAGGGACACUUUUAGCGAGCUCUUCAAACCCUGCUGCUGUGUCUCCCUCUUGGCUUUAAGGACCCCGAAACCCAAGGCAAGCUGGAACGCGGUACCCUCCUCUACUGACCCGGGCACAGAAAGCAACAACACCUGUAUCACACAUGUCUGAAACUCAUAAUCCCCGCCCUGAGCGCCUAGAAAUUUUUAUCACAUUGGCAAAAAUAGAUCAUCUGGAGUCUUUUAAUGGAGGAAAGCUAAUGGCAGGGAAAGGAAAUGGGAAGAUUGUCUUCAAGUGCUUAAAAAAAAUUCAAUAUUUUAUAAAGAAAUUUAGAUAAUGAAAGUAACAGCAACAUUUGUAUGGCUCAUGUCUUGAAUCGUGCUGUGAACAUCCAAAGGAGGAGCUUUCUCCCUCCUUUUAAACCCUUGAAGCAACACUCACACAUUACUUGCCUGAAUGGGACACUUCCUUUAGACACUUCAGAAUAUUCAGAGUCACUUAUGCAUUUACAUAAAGCUUUAUAUGUUCCUUUAAGUGAAAAUAUCUGAAUGUUACGACUCUUGUCUGAGUCAUGGACACGCAACAUUACCUUCGUAUUAAAUAUUUCCUGAAUCGCAGCCUCUCAACAACAGACAGUAGUAUUAACGUACCUUAAACAGUGGUUAACUGACUUAGAUAUUUCUAAUGCGCACGAUGGGUCCCCUCUUUUCUGUUCAUGCGUCAGAGAGGGUGACCUAGUACCAGGAAUGGUGAAACACGAUCAUCCGUCCCCUAGUAGCUGCCCUAGUCUCUGGUCUCUCCUGACCAGACAGGAUGUAGAUGAUCGCAAUUUGCCUACGAUGGAUGACAUGCGUGUCUGCGUUAUCGCAGAUAAAUGAGGACAUACACUGCAGCACCCGUAUGGUCUUAAAACAUCACUGUUCAUUUUAAUACCUCAACUAAAACAGAUCGGAAGUAUUACAUAGAAAACUUGCUCCUUCAUUAUAUAGACAGGGAGAAGAUACAUAGAAAUUCCCUGUUUUACAAAGAAAAAUGAUGGUAAACCAACAGCUUGUCUUUGAAUAGUUAUACAAGAAAUGUUAUUCAUAUUACUGAUACUUUUUCUGACCUAGACGAGACUUAGUGUUUAUACACUUCACCAGACAGCCCGUCCAGUGAAGUGCUUUUAAUGAUGGUAAAGGGCUCUAAAUCCAAGCAGUCCGAUUUAUCCUCUCCUUCCUUGUGCGGAAUCUCAUCAUGAUGAAGACUCAUCGAAAUUAUGAUGAUGAUGAUAAUAAUAAUAAUAAUAAUAUACUAGUGAGCCAGGCCUUCACCAGUGAGCCAGGCCUACACCAGCGGGCCAGGCCAGAUUGCAAUGCUCUUCUAUCAAAAAAAAAAAGAAACCCAGCGUAGCUCUAAGCUGCCUCAUAGCUGGUAUAGCUUUAAAAUAUCUAGUCAUUAACUAUAUUAGUUCGACUAUUUAGACGAUAUAUACACGCCAAAAUAAAUGUGUCUAAGGCACACCUGGAACAACGAGGAGAAAGCGGCUGCGAACGCGUUCAACCUAUUCCAGAACUCUGAAAACACAGGGGAAUUUGGUUUUAAAUGCAUACAAAACGCAUGCGAAUGUCACUGAAAUGUGUUGGACGCACAUAACAUUAUGGAAAUGUGUUGGAAAAGUGCGCAGGAAAUGUCCUUGAAAGAGUCCUCUAAGUGUCAGGGAAAUGUGUUAUGGAGUGUAAUGAGAGGAAAGGCUGACCAAUUUUUCUGAGUAUAAAUUAAGAUGUACCCGCUGCCAGAGGUGCAGACAGUAAACUGCUGCAGGCGUUCUUGGUGGUGGAUCCGGAUCUUGGAUAUGGAUCCGGAUCUUAGAUAUGGAUCCGGAUCUUGGAUAUGGAUCCGGAUCUGAGAUGUAGAUCCGGAUCUGGGAGAUGGCUUAGAAUCUUAGUGAAGUGUUAGAUUCCUGAUGAUACAUUAGAAUUUUGGUGAUAUACAUGAGAAUCACAGAGAGAGAUUAAGAAGUGUAGUGAUGGAUCUGGAUCAAGUGAUGAUUGCAUGUUCCAAAAUCCGAGUGGAGUGAGGAAGAAAAACAAGGAAAAUAGGAAUUUUAAUUCUGUCAGAACAAACAGAAAACUGAUAAUA